This is a messenger RNA of Pelobates cultripes (western spadefoot toad), 13687 nucleotides long. NCBI's taxonomy places the organism in Eukaryota, Metazoa, Chordata, Amphibia, Anura, Pelobatidae. The record is from the annotation of a GenBank genome assembly.
AUGUCAAACGAAGACCAGGAAGCACAGGCGGAUGAAUUAUUAGCUCUUGCUAAUAUUUUUCCAAAAGAUGAAUUCAGGAGAGCAGAAACCUCAAAAGGAGGGGAAAUCCAAGUGUGCCUCGAAUUACCAUCUAACUUUGAAAUAUCUGUCAAAAGUGAGUGUUUGUCUGGGUGUUCUCUUACUAAUGUGCAGAGCCUCUUGCAGAUAAAGACAUUUGUGGGUUACCCUAUACAUGUAGACUGGGAAAAGAUAUUUGAAUGUCUUGAAGAAGAGAGUUAUUAUAGGCUAGAUAGCUUCAGGCUUUGUAGAUCACUUGAUAUGUGCUAGAUCUUGUUUAGAUCUUUCCUGUGCACUCGAGAACCUGUUGCUCAGAAAAUAUGGAGAAUAACAUGAAACAUAUUUCCUUUUGUAUGUGAUUCUGACACUCUGCAAGUGCAGUUUUAAAGAUGAACUAUGAGAGUUACUCAGUUCUUCACCCUAGUAAAUGCUAUUGUAUCUAGGAGAUGCAUUGUGAGUGAUAUAAUCUCCCUCUGAUGGGAAAAUGCUAGAUGUGAAAGCAGAAUCGUAACUAGAAACCCCCGAGCCCCGGUGCGAAAACUGCACUGGGGCCCCCUCUGCCAGCCCCUCCACUUCUCAUUCUCCCCACCAGUCCUGCCACAUGUCUACCCCACCCAGCCCCUCCAUGUGUCUCUCCAACCCUCCAUGUGUGUCUCACACACCCAAAGUAUCUCUCCCACCCCCCAACCCCUCGAUGUGUCUCUCCCAACCCCUUUAUGUUUCUCUCCCAUGCUCUAAGCUUGUGACACACACACACCCACUGACAGGCACACACAUACUCACUGACAGACACACACAUACAGAUACAGACAGACAUACACACUGACACACACUGACAGACAGGCGCACACACAUACACUCACUGACACACACACACACACACACACAGUCAGACACACAAACUGACAGACACUUACACAUUCUUGCACACUGUCACACAUUAAUUAAAACAUUUUGAGGCCCAUCCGGCCUCCUUACCUUUUGAAGAGCUGGUUUGGGACCUUUCCCUCGGGUGCAGUGUGGGGCUAUCCUGUAAUAUGGCAGUUCCCCACUGCUCCCGUGUGCUGUUUAGUAUGCCGGGGAUGGAAUGACGUCAUAUUCUGGCUCCAGACAUCACCAAGGGCGCGCAAGAGAGGAGAGGGAACUGCCAUAUGAGCCUCCCUCGCCACGGCCGCCUGCAUUUUGGCUUCCCACUCCCUUCCAGGUAUCUAGGUGCCUACUCUGCCUCACUGGAUAAGUGCCGAUUGGGGGGUGGCCAAAUGGCCACCUCCUGGGCCCCUGUGAGAGGGCUCAUGUCGGCGCCUUCAGGCGUUUUGUGUUCUCAGGGUCAGCAGGGUGGCCAGUCCUCCUGGAGUGAAGGGCUUGUCAGCAGCUGCCCAUGACUGUGGUACUUCGGCCACUGUGUAAAAGUUUGAUGUGUACAAAUGCACGUGCAUAGUGGUUACCCAUAUGGCACUCUUGUGGCUGAAGAAAGGCACCUUAAUAAGCAUGCUUCCACUGUUCUAUAUUAAUUAUUCAAAUACAUACAUAGUCUGCAAUAAGAUUUUAAAUACCUGUCAAGAUUACAGAAUGAUCCAGCACGUAGAAUUCUAUAACACAGAAGAUUGAUAGGUAACGUAUACCGGACCUUAGAUUGGCUGGCCUAAUGUACCCAAGAAUAGUCAGGAAUAGCCGAGGUCAAGGGAUACAGAAAGAGACACAACGAUAAGGAAAAGCCAGGAGUCAGGGAUGCCAGAAAACAAGGAAGUCAAAAACAAUGCCAAAGUCAAAUAACCAGAAUAACCAGAAUCAAUAACACGCUCUCGGACAACCACAAGGGAAACUACGACAGGGCACUGAGCAGGAUGAGAACUGGGCCUAAAUACCCCUCCUCUAUAUGUGAUAGGCUGUAACUGGCCUUUGACCCCAAAGGCAGUUACCAGGAUUUCAUUUGCAUAAUUGCUGCUCAGCAUUAACUCUUCUGUGGAUUUGGUUGCUGCUCGACACAACUUUUCCUGUGUGGACAGUAAAUGCCAUUAACCACAUUUUUAUAAGUGGAUGAAUAUGUGACAUUACCCCCCACCUGAAGAACGCCCACCGGGCAGGCAGGACCAGGCUUGAGAGGAAAUUUGGCGUGAAAAUAGCAAAUCUUGCGGCCAGCAUGUAUAUCAGAUGCUGGAACCCAAGAACAAUCGGCUGGUCCAUAACCUUUCCAAUCCACCAAGUACUGUAGAGUGUCCCGAGAAAAUCUGGAAUCAAUUAUGGAGGAGACCUCAUACUCUUCGAGUCCAGAAACAACUAAGGGAGGAGGAGGAACACUUGAAACUGUAUAUUUAUUACAAACAAGAGGUUUGAGCAAGAACACAUGAAAGGUAUUAGGAAUUUUCAAGGAGGCCGGAAGGGCCAGAGAGUACACAAUGGGAUUGAUCCUACAAAGGACACGAAAAGGUCCAAGGAACCUAGGAGCAAAUUUCAUGCUAGGGACUUUGAGCCUGAUGUUACGAGAAGAUAACCAAACCCUCUCACCCACUUGUUAACAGGGUUGGCACCUCCACGUGUAUCAGCAUAAUGCUUGAAACGCUCAGCAGCAGUACCCAGAGCAGAUUGAACUUUAACCCAGGUAUCACGGAUGGAAGCCAGACAGUCAUCCAAAGCAGGAAUAGCCGUAUCAGAAAAAACAGCCGGUAGGACAGUAGGAUGCCAGCCAUUAUUAACAAAAAAUGGAGAAUACCCAAAGGAGUCAUGGUUAGCAUUGUUCCUAGCAAACUCGGCCCAUGGUAGUAAUUCGGACCAAUUGUCUUGAGUCUUGAAACAACGCAAAGGCUUCAAUUGCCUCCUUAGACCAUAUCGUACUACUUGCCCCCUUGCGUGCCAUAUUGGUGAUGGGGGCUAUUACUGAAGUAAAUCCCUUUAUAAAUCUUCUGUAAUAAUUGGCAAAACCAAUGAACCUUUGAAUGGCUUUCAACUCAGUGGGUAAAGGCCACUGUAGAACAAACUCUAGUUUUUUAGGAUCCAUCUGAAACCCAGAGGCAGAAAUAGUAUGUCCUAAAAACUGUACUUCAGACUGGUCAAAGAUACAUUUUUCCAAUUUACAAUAAAGUUGUUUUUUUAACAAGGUUUGCAGAACUUGUUUAACAUGAUCGUGGUGAGACUAGAGGUCAGGAAAAUAAAUAAGGAUAUCAUCCAGAUAGACCAAGACAAAUUAAUAAAUGUAAUCCCUGAGUACAUCGUUAAUGAAAUCUUGGAAAACCGCUGGAGCAUUGCACAGCCCGAAUGGCAUCACUAGAUAUUCAUAGUGUCCACUUCUGGUAUUAAAUGCAGUCUUCCACUCGUGGUUUUCCUUGAUUCUCACUAAAUUGUAAGCGCUUCUAAGGUCAAGCUUAGUAAACACUUUAGCGCCCUGGAGUCUGUCAAAUAAUUCAGCAAUAAGAGGAAUGGGUUAGGCGUUCUUAAUGGUGAUUUUGUUCAAUACCCUGUAAUCGAUGGUGCAACUCACCAAGCCUUUUAGGUACAAAAAAGAAACCUGCACCAGCGGGCGAGGAUGAUUUUCAUAUAUGGCCUUUAUUUAAUGAAUCUUUAAUAUAUUCUCCAUUACACUACUCACCUGAGGAGAUAGAGCAUAGACUGUUCCCUUAGGUGGCAUAUCACCUGGUAGUAAGUUAAUGGAACAGUCAUAUGGUCUGUGAGGAGAUAGAGUAUUAGACUGAGUCUUGCUGAAUACUUCUUUAAUGUCUUUUUAUUGUAUAGGGAUCUCAGGAUUUUGAGGUGUACUAGUGGGUAAUUCAAUAGUGCCCACUCUUUUGGUGACAUGCAAUAUGCACCUUUAAUUACAACCCUUACCCCAUUCUAAUAUUUCCCCAUUAGCCCAGUCAAUAUGAGGGUUAUGCUUGCUAAGUCAUGGGGAUCCUAAUAUAAUAGGGCAAGAAGGAGAUGCAAUCAUCUGAAAUGUAAUCUCUUCCUUAUGUAAUGCACCAAUGGAAAUAUUAAUGGGUAAGGUUUCAUGCAUUAUAAAUGGUUGUGAGAGUGGUCUCCCAUCAAUAGCUUCAACAGCUAGGGGUGAUAGUCUCUCUUUGAUAGGUAUAGUAUUACCUUUAACAAAUUGAACGUCGAAGUUUCCAGCAGCACCUGAAUCCAUCAGGGCUUUGCAUGAAAAGUUCUUUUUGUCAAAGGCGAUAGAAAUGUCAAGGAGAAACCUAUUUUUAUUCUUUUCAGAGGACGUUUCCAUUACACCUAAGACAUGUCCCCUUAAGGUGCUUAGGUGCGCAGUUUCCGGACGUAUGGGACAAUUGUUUCUCAUAUGUCCUUUCCUACCGUAGUAUAGACAUAGGCCUUCUUUUCUCCUAUAUUGACUUUCUGCUUCCGACAGUCUAGUGACCCCCAACUGCAUGGUUUCGGGUUCGGACUGUACAGGAAUUUCAGGGACAAUAGGUCUGGAGAAACGGGGUGCUAAAUGCAUACUCAUGCGUCUGGUCUUGUUUCUAGUAGCUUCUCUGGUUCUUAAUCUAUUAUCAAUCUGCAUGACAAAAGUGAUAAAUUCAUUAAGUCUUUGGCGGCAAUCUCAUCUAGCAUAGUUUCAGAUAAUCCCUUUUUAAAUGCAGAGAUUAACCCACUAUUAGUCCAGUCUACCUUGGAAGCUAGGGUACGAAAUUCUAUGGCAUAUUGUGAUGUAUACCGGUUCCCUCUUCUGAUGUGCAUCAGGGCAGUAGAGGCGUCAUCCUCUCUGCCUAGAGGUUCAAAGGUAAUUUGAAUUCCGUAAGGAACUCCUGGUAAGUGUGUGCCACACUCCUAUUACUCUCCCAUAAUGGAUUGGCCCAAGCUAAAGCUUUACCUUUUAAUUGAUUCAUUAGGUAACCAAUUUUAGCUCUGUCUGUGGGAAAAGAUCCCGGUGAGGCCUCAAAAUGAUACUCCAUUUGGUUAAUAAAUCCCCGGCAUGCUUGAAUAUUACCAUCAAACUGCAGGGGAGGAGAUAGGGAGAUAGUAGGUGCCGUGUGUACUAUAGCUGGAGGUACACAAGGUGGCAGUGAGGCAGCAGGUUGAAGAUGCGCUGUUCGGGUAAGAAGCGUACUGAAGGCCUGGGCAAAUUGAUCCAUGCAGUGAUCAUUAUCCUCCAGUUUCCUUUCACAAGCAGCUAUGUGCUUACACAAUUCUACAGGAUCUAUGGCCAUGUCGUAAUGUCAGGAUUACAGAAUGAUCCAGCAUGUAGAAUUGUAUAACACAGAGGACUGAUAGGUAACGUAUACCAGACCUUAGAAUGGCCGGACUAACGUACCAAAGAAUAGCCAGGAAUAGCCGAGGUCAAAGGAUACAGAAAGAGACACAACGAUAAGGAAAAGCCAGGAGUCAGGGAUGCCAGAAAACAGGGAAGUCAAAAACAAUGCCGAAGUCAAACAACUAGAAUAACCAGAAUCAAUAACGCGCUCUCGGACAACAACAAGGGAAACCAGGACAGGGCACUGAGCAGGAUGAGAACUGGGCCUAAAUACCCCUCCUCUAGAUCUGAUAGGCUGUAACUGGCCUUUGACCCCAAAGGCAGUUAUCAGGUUGCCAUUUGCAUAAUUGCUGCUCAGCAUUAACCCUUCUGUGGAUUUGGUUGCUGCUCGGCACAACUUUUCCUGUGUGGACAGUAAAUGCCAUUAACAACAUUUUUAUAAGCAGAUGAAUACGUGACAAUACCAUUGUUAUUCAACUGAGAUUUGUCCAUUUUUGAUGUUGCCAUUAGAUUACCUGCAACCAAAUUAUUAGAUAAAGAUAAUAAAUUAAAUCUUCCAAAUAGGACCGAUGAUGUGAUAAUCUUAAUUCUAAAAUUCACUCAUGAUAAUUUUGCUAAAAACACAGCUAGGUAACUUUGCAUAUGAGCAGUUGCUAAUGAAAAAUGGAAAGAAAUGAAAGACAUGAAGAAAUAUCACCUUGCUCAUAUUAAAAAGCACUCCCAACUAUUAAUUAUUAGUGGAGCGCUAUAUAAAUUUAACCUGCGGGGGGUUUAAACUUAACCCACAUAUUCUAGAUGUAUAUGUAACGGUAUACGUCAAGUGCAUAAAAACCAAAGAAAAGAACAAAAUAUAGGCAAUGAGGAAAGUCCAACAAUAUAUUACAAUCAAACGCUUUAUACCAGCAAAAAUAUUAGUGGCCGGACAUUGGAAACAACAAAUUAAUAUAACAUACACUAAGUGGAAAGUGCAACUAAUUCUCCAAUUAAAAAUGGACAAUGGUAUUAGUUGGCUGAAUAAUUCUUCAACUAAAAACAAAUCACAGAGGGAAACAUGUCUCCAAAAAUCGGUUAAAAUAUUAGAAAGUUGGCCAUGCUUGUGAGCUCCUCCACACAAACACAGAAAACCUUAAAUAAAACAAAAGUGAAAACCCAUCCUGACCCCAAAGGCUACCAGUUACAACGAUCAACGUCUCCUGAGGCGAUAGAUGCCCUUUUUUCAACAAAAGACCCAGCCAAGACGAAAACGGAAAACCGGGCCCUACCCCGCGUUGUCUCUCCCGGGCCUGGAGGCGCUACGCACGCGGCAAGUGAGCAACAACUAUCCUCAAACCUUACCCGACAGCCCAGUCCACAUGCCAGCUAUGGGCCGCAGCUCACAGAAAACGACGGCGAUGGAACACAGGCAUAUCAGGACUAUGUUCCAACGGCCAGCACAGCCCCAACCAGCUCUUGCGGAGGCUCCGGGCCUAAUGCCCACACUCACCCAAAUGAGCAAACAGGGGCUGAACAAUCGGUAGCCACUCACCCAAUGGCGCCUGCAGCUCCCACUGACUGCACACCGACGACCAGACAUGACAUGAAGGUCCUAUUGGCAGACUUUCACAAAAUACUAGCGACCGAACUCGCUCCUAUUAAAAACGACAUGAAGGCCAUCACAGACCGGGUACAGGCCUCGGAGAGAGACAUCGCAGAUGUCCAAAGAUGACUGAGCUCCAGAAAACGGUGCAUCAGUUCUGGUCCCAUCAAAGAGCCAUCACCACACAUAUCACAGCCAUGGAAGACAGCCAACGCCGCACCAAUAUUAAAGUAAGGGACAUCCCGAUGACAGUCACAGUAGACAAACUACCUCACUAUGUCAGACGUUUGCUGACCUCCAUCCUGUCCCAUGCGGUGGCCAAAAAAACUAAACAUUGAAGGAACUUACCGUUUACCAGGGCCCACGGGGGCAUCAACCACGGCGACGAGAGACGUCAUUCUCCGGUGUGCCACAACCUACGACAAAAUACUAAUAAUGUCAGCAAUUAAGGGAAAAACACCCCUACACUUUGAAGAAGCCUCCCUGACAUUCUAUCAGGAUCUUACAAAGGCAACCCUCCUGUGGAAUAAAACGUUCAAUCCUGUGACCAGCCUACUUCGCUCAGCCAACUUGAGCUACAGGUGGGGAAUGAAUGGAUCCCUGACAGUGACCCGUAAUGGCAGCUUACACACACUCACCUCAGUGGAAGACGCAACAACGUUCCUGACAGCCCUGGGCCUGGAGCACUUGCUGGAAAAUACACAAGCGAGAGCGCCCGUCUCCACUUCCACUUGGGACCCGGCACACGCACCAUCCUUCGUCCCGAGGUCGGUGGCUGCGGGGGCGGCAGUACCAGGAACAAGCUCCAGGGACGACCCGACAUGAGGCACUAGCUACCAGACCGGAAACCCACUUGCCCGGCCUGCCGGUCCUAACUUUAUGGGACUGUCUGUCGGGACUUUACAUUUGGCUCUCUACAGAUAAUGUUUACCCCUAUGUCAUCCCUAUUUUUCCCUUCCCCCUUUUAUAACUUACUUUUGCGAUUUUGUACUUAAUUCACACAAACACUGGGGCAAUGCCAGCUACCAGGCACUACAUCUAGGGUUAGGGACCCGGUAACGACAGUAGGGAUCGUUAAUCUUCCACUAUGCACAGAACCUGGGGCAACCCUGAAUCUUCUCACACACCUCCUCUCCCCCCCGCUACUCCCUCGGUUAGGAGUAACCAAACACAAUACAUAGAGUGUGACUGGACACCCCACGACCACCAGACCUUAGCUUAUCCCCAAGCGGGAUACACAGCAUCUCGGUCCGCAUCUAUUUAACAAAGCUACAUCACACGUCAGUACAUGAACACAAGCUGACCACUCCAGCCUCAGGACCCUAUGAUUACAACCUCAGUUUGCUGAAACCUCACGCACUUGACAGCAAGUGUACACCACACCUGAACACACAACACCCUAAGGGCUACUCACCAGCUGUCAAGACUUACACAAACACGUUAAAAAUAAAAAGAUGCGAGAAUAAAAUGUGAACCUGCUUACACAAUAACUACAUACUACCCACUCCCUGUUGAACGCUGUAACGUUUAUGCUUUGCACUGGAAAAAUAAAGAUUUAUAAAAAAUAAAAAAAAAUAUUAGAAAGUUAUGCUGUACAUUAAAUAAUAAAUAUGGAAAUAGAAUAAGGAAAUUACGCACUACAAUGAAUAUAUAAGAUGUACUAAGGGAUUUAUGAUUAUAGGUACAAAAGUGUCUAAUGUUAUAUGUCUGUAAAAAUGAUAAAUUUUCUAAAUAAAGAAUAUUAUAAUAUAAAAGAGAGUGUAGGUUUUACUUAUCCCAAAAGUUCUUUCUAAAUUCUAAUGUACUUGUGAGUUUUUCAUAAUUUAUCUUUAUGUAAAAUUCAAGCAUUAAUAUUACUUCAACCACAAUAUCAACUUGGUAUUUAGAAGUUUGUUCUGGAUUGAGAUCAUGACCCAAGUUCUCAUUGAUGUUAAUUAUAGUGAAUUGAAGGCCAAAUUCCAAAUUUGAAGCUAAAAUAUGAGAAUUGAAGGCCUACAACUUCAGCUAUUUUUGCCCAUUUUUUUUGUUUGGUUUUCCAUAUACUACACUUAUUGAUUAGUGAAUAACCCUCUCCCCCACCUGCCCCCAAGGACAAGUAUUUAGUCUCCAUCCAAGUUUAUCUUUUGUCCCUUCUCCAGGUAACGCUGCACAAAACAUCUUCAUUGAGGACUUUAAGGACACGCUAUCUUACCUACCCCCAAUUGUGCUGAAUUUUGAACUUCCUUCAGAUUACCCAUCAACCUCGCCACCAAAUUUCACACUCAGCUGCAAGUGGCUCACACCCAAGCAGGUUAGAGAUGUACUUGCAAUCUGUAACAAUGCUAUAGAAUGUAAAGUUUAUUUCCACCAUGAGUGCAACCAUGCGUAGGGAAAACAUAUAUAUAUUAUUUUAAUAAGUAGAAUUACAACAGAUGGUCAGAGGGAAGAUCUGUGACAUACCAUUAUAAUUCCAAAGUCAUAUGAGAGCAUAUUCCCCAAGGUGCAUCAGAAAUACUAUUUAUUUAACUAAUCUAUGUUCCAGCAUGCUUCAGACCUUCAUUUGAUUGGUUAAUUGUUUUUACUUUAUUUCAGCUUUCCAGACUUUGCCAGCACUUAGAUGAACUUUGGAAGAGAAAAUCAGCAUGUGUUGUUAUAUUUACUUGGACUCAAUUUCUAAAGAAGGAGACGCUGGAAUUCUUAAGUAUCCAAUCACCUUAUGAGAUUGAAGUGUGUCCCAAUGUGUCACAGAACUGUAAUAAAACUCCUGUGGAAACUGAUCGCUGCAGCAAUGCAGAAUCACAAGAGAAUAGGGUCUAUGACAAGAGGGUCAUACAGGAUGUGGUGUCUGUGUCUGCCCUGAUAAAUUGCAUCUUGGAAUUCAACGAGACUCAGCAAAAGAAAUGCUUUGAUAGCAAAUUGUACAUGUGCAGUAUCUGUUUCUCAGAAAAGCUGGGCAGCGAGUGCACAAAUUUUAAACUUUGCAAUCAUGUCUACUGCAACAUUUGCCUCAAAGAUCACUUUGAAAUUAAAAUCAAAGAUGGCCAAGUCCACUCUCUGAACUGUCCAGAACCAGAGUGCUCCUCCACAGCAACACCUGCUCAGGUAACCCCAAAGUUUUCUUAAUAUACCUCUUUGUGCUACAUGUAAAAUUCGGAAAGAUCAGAACCAGAAUGCUAGAAAAUGUAUAGAUCAAAUUGUAUUUUUAUGUAGUAUUCUCUAUAAAAUGGUCAUGACCCUAUAAGGCCCAAUUUCUCAUCUCAGAAUGCAGGUAAAUGUGUAACUAUGGCUCUCUGUGCAAAAGCAGUCUUGUUAAUUGGGAAAGGCCAAACUUAAAGGACCACUAUAGGCACCCAGCUUAAUGAGGUGGUCUGGGUGCCUGGUCCAUCUAGGGUUAACCCUUUUUUCUAUAAACAUAGCAGUUUCAGAGAAACUGCUAUGUUUAUGUUAGGGUUAAUCCAGCCUCUAGUGGCUGUCUCAUUGACAGCCGCUAGAGGGCUUCCGCGUUUCUCACUGUGAAAAUCACACUGAGAAGACGCCAGUGUCCAUAGGAAAGCAUUGUGAAUGCUUUCCUAUGGACUGGCUGAAUGCACGCGCGGCUCCUGCCGCGCAUGCGUAUUCAGCCGAAGAGGAGGAGGAGAGGAGGAGGGGAGCUCCCCGCCCAGCACUGGAGAAAGAGGUAAGUUUAACCCCUUCCUCUACAUCCAGCCCGGCAGGAGGGGGACCCUGAGGGUGGGGGGCACCCUCAGGGCACUAUAGUGCCAGGAAAAUGAGUAUGUUUUCCUGGCACUAUAGUGGUCCUUUAAAAGUCAGGGCAACAUACAUCCUAUUUGCAUCAAGCAAUAAGGAACCACCAACACCAUGUAUGUUCCUUGUAGAUUGUAGUAUAAUGCACUUGCAAUCCUCAAUCUUUUCUGCCUGUAAAUGUACAAUCGUAGUCCUGUGGGUUGUGAGCUGCAGGAUAUUCAAUAAAAUGCAACUUUAUGGUAUUGGUGCCAUUACACUGAUCAGCCACAUCAUUAAAACCACUGUCAAGUUAAGUGAAUAACAUUGUUUAUACUGUUACAAUGGCACCUGUCAAGGAAUAUAUUAGGCAGCAAGUUCUUGAAUUUAGUGUGUUGGAAGUGGGAAAAAUGGGCAAGAGUAAAGCUCUGACUGACUUUGUCAAAGCCCAAAUAGUGAUGGCUAAACGACUGGGUCAGACCAAAAGCGGGGCAAUUAAGGACAACUGGUGAGCCAUCGUGAGGGGCAUGGUCGCUCACAUUGAUACUGCUGUAGCUCAAAUUGCUGAAAAACAUAUUGCUUGCAAUGAUAGAAAGGUGUCAGAAUACAGAGUACAUUGUGGUUUGCUGCGUAGCCACAGGCUGGUCAGAGUGCCCAUGAUGACACCUGUCCACCACUGAAAGCAUCUUAAAUGGGGACUUGAGCUUUCAGAACUGGACCAUGGAGCAAUGGAGAUGGUUGCUUGGUCUGAUGAACCCCAUGUUCUUUGAGAUUAGAUGCAUAGCAGGCUGCCUGUGCAUUGUUUACCUGGGGAGAAGGUGGCAGCAGUAUUCACUAUGGGAAGGAUGCAGACUAGUAGAAGCAGUGUUAUGCUCUGGACAAUGUUCUCCUGGGAAACCUUGGGUCCUUGCUUUCAUGUGGAUGUAAUUUUGACACAUACCACCUACCUAAAGAUUGUUGCAGACCAUGUAUGCCCCUUUAUGGUGGCAGUGGCCUCUUUCAACAAUAUAAUGCUUCCUGCCACACUGCAAAAAAUGUUCAGGAAUGGUUUGAGGAACAUGACAAAGAGUUUGAUUUGUUGCCUUGGCCUUCAAAUUCCCCAGCUCUCAAUCCAAUUGAGCAUUUGAGCUGAGUAGAAUUGCAGAAGCUUGUUGCAGAGAUGGUUUGGAAAUUGGGCCUUAAAGUUGCAGCGUUCAAUUGAAGAGGCUUGUAUAGCUUUGCUUUAAAAAGGUGUGCAAGCACAAAACAUGCAAUAUUGUAUCUGGCUAUAAUCCUCAACAUUUAAAACUCAACCUUGUAAAUGUAUACUUAGCAUACAUAUACAGCGGAACUGCAUGUCUGUCUCAAUUUGCUUAUAAAUGUAUACCUGAUGCAGACACAUUAUAUGGAUAUAGCAUGAAUAGCUUGCCAUUACACCUUGCAUGGUUACCUUUUAUAGUAUGCUGUUCUAUUUUGAUCCACAGUUCUUAACUAAUACUUCAUUAUUGUAUAUUGGUGUGCCAUUGUCUACUUCAGUGUGCUAUAGUAACACAAAAUGUUUUUUACAAAAACUAAAAAUGUAAUGUGACAGAUCCAUCUGUAUGACUUGGGAUUGUUGGUUCGUCUGUUUUGCCGUUUUCGUGGAAUUACUCAUUCGUAUGCCUCUGUUCGUAUAAUUGACGUUUUUGCCGAACAAACUACCGAACGGACGGCCACCCAGAAGAGAAGUGUGCUGCUGGUUAACCUCUUGAUCCCAAUUAGAACGUUGUGGUUAACCGCAGACACUUCUCAAUUAAAACCGAAUACAGGAUGGUCGUCAUUCGUAUAUCGACCACGAGGCGGCGGCCAUUUUAAACCAUGCUAAAGACCAGCGGUGUUCGACAUUGAUUUCAUGGAACUGAAAACGGACACUUUUUCUGCCGAACACCACUGAAGCCGCCGACCUCCCUUCUCAAUCGACAGAAGUAUACGACCACCGGCCGUUCGGGAGUUUUAAACGCACAAAUGGACUUAACCCAGAUAGCCUUCCCAUGGAGUCAAUCGCAUACCGAAAGACUGUAAUAGACUUUGACUCCAUGGCGAUUGAACUAUACGUAUGGGAUCUGAGCGCUAUUCACCAAUAAUAUGCACUCAGAUCCAGGCUAUCUGGGGAUAUGUGAUACGAAUGGGAAACGUUCGACAAUUGUAAAGUUAUAUAUUUUUAUGUGUUUUUUGUGUUGAAUUUAAAAUGGCGAUUUGCCUCUGUCCUGGAGAUAAUUGAAUUACUUCUCAAUUAUCUCCAGGGCAGAGGGGAGGAAAUCAUAAUGCAUGCUGGGAAUAUUCUGUGUCUGUGGGUCCUAACCUGCCAUAUGUCUGUCUAUUGUUACAGUCUCCCAUUUGGUCCCCUAGGGGAGUGUCCACCAAGUGGGAGACCUGCAUAAAUACUGGCAGGUAGCCCACAGUAAAGGCAGUUCAUGUUUUACCCUCAAUGCGGAGCUUGGUCUCGUUAUUGGGGGGAUUUAUUACCGACGACUAGAGACUGCUGGAUGGGAUUAUUAGCCGCUUGGGAGAUAUAUGCGUUCGGCUACUAUUGGCGAUUCGUGAGUUUGGAGCGCGUGAAGUGAAGUGCCCGUACAGGUCCCGUUCGUGAGAUUACAGCGUUCCCCUGCUUGCGGUUCGUAUGAUUGUACUGGAUACGAAUGAAGCCUGUGUUAUUGCGAGAGGGGAGUAUUCACUAAACGGCCGUUUGUACAUUUGAUGCUGAGGGUACCGUAACGUAAAAAAGGGAGACUCUCAUCAUGAAGUAACAAAAUUCAGGCUAUUGUAAAUAUGAGCAUAACCAACAGGUGUCUUCAUAUACUAUGCAUUUUAUACACAUAGAACUUUUCUCUGAGAAAUGUCAUUAUUUAAAUUAUUUAUCUUAUACGUAGAUAGAAUAAUGAAAGUAAUCACCUCUGCCUCUUUGCGUGUAGGUAAAGGAACUGGUAGAAGAAGAGUUGUUCAGCCGUUAUGACCGUCUCCUGCUGCAGUCCAGCUUGGAUCUCAUGCCAGAUGUUGUGUACUGUCCUCGUCCAAGUUGUCGGACACCAGUCUUGAAGGAGCCCGGGAGCAAAUUGACUAUUUGCCACAAUUGCCAAAAUGCAUUCUGCACGUUCUGUAAAAUGUCCUAUCAUGGAGUCUCCAAAUGUAACCUAAAAGGAGGCAAGUAA